GUCGCGCGGCAAGCGCCAUCCGUAUAUUAACCACCCUCGUUACGUCUACGACCGCAUCAUAUCUCUACAAAGGUUGCUGAACGUUUCUUAAGGAUGGAGCGGUUUCGCUCCAUCGACUGGGAGGCUGUCCGAAAGGACAGUCAUAAAAUCUUCGCGAAGCUGAUCAGAACCCGUGAAACCAACGCUUCCGAAGAACCUGAUGUAACUAUUUCAACCCGGACCCGACUCUCCCGUUGCCUCUCAACCCUCGAUCUGAUUUCCCUGGGAGUUGGAUCAUGUGUGGGAACCGGAAUGUAUUUGGUGACUGGAAUGGUGGCCCGCAACCUUGCCGGCCCUGGAGCUGCUCUAAGCUUUGUCAUAGCAGCAGCAGCGAGCAUCUUUUCAGGUGCUUGCUAUGCGGAGUUUGGAGUAAGGGUACCCCACACCACCGGAUCUGCAUACACUUACUCCUACGUCACCGUCGGAGAAUUCGUCGCGUUCAUAAUCGGCUGGAAUAUGAUAUUGGAGUAUAUGAUCGGAACUAGUGCUUGCGCUCGCGCACUUAGCUCGUGUCUCGACGCCAUGUGGGACGGAGCUAUCAACAACUACGUGACUUCUAAACUUGGCACUGUAUUCGGAAAGCCUCCAGAUAUCGUUGCAUUCGGAAUCGCCAUUUUGAUGACCGUUGUUCUCGUAGCAGGAUUGAAGAAAUCAUUAUUCUUUAACAACGUGUUGAACGUGAUCAACAUUAUGGCAUGGACUUUUAUGUUGGGAUCCUCGCUCUUUUACGUGGAUACUAAUAAUUGGACAAGGCAUAGAGGAUUUCUACCAUUUGGAUGGGCUGGAGUACUGAACGGCGCUGCUACAUGCUUUUAUGCUUUCAUUGGAUUUGAUAUUAUCGCAACUACUGGAGAAGAGGCCUUAAAUCCCAAGCGAUCGAUUCCUUUGGCCAUUGUCCUGAGUUUGGUCAUCAUUCUACUGGCAUACGUCAGCACCUCCAUGAUUCUAACUUUGAUAAUGCCUUUCGAUGAAGUAGACACGAACUCGCCCCUCAUGCAGAUGUACGCAUACGUUAACGCUCCUGCUUGCAAAUACAUCAUUGGGAUUGGUGCGCUGGCCGGCCUGACUGCGUCCAUGUUUGGUUCGAUGUUUCCUUUGCCACGUGUGGUCUACGCUAUGGCGUUAGAUGGACUGAUAUUUGCCCGACUAGCAACCGUAUCGGAGAGAUCUGGAACACCGGCGUAUGCAACCGUCUGCGGCGGUAUCUCUGCUGCUGUCAUCUCACUUCUCGUCCAGCUGGAAGUUUUGGUGGAAAUGAUGAGCAUUGGUACUCUGCUGGCAUACACCUUGGUAUCCACUUGCGUGCUGAUCUUGCGCUACCAACCAAUUACAACCAACCUGGUCGCACUUUUGCCUGAGCACAUCCGCACACCGAUGGACACCGAGAGAACUGGCACCCGACAACCAGAUUCGACCAUUGGUGGACUUGGCCAACCGCACGUUGUCCAAUCUAGCCAAAGGGUGAUGAUCCGUCGAGUUACCCGCAGCUCCCCCGAUUCUGAUGACACUCUUCCAGGCGAUGAGAGCGACGAAUACGGACAAGAUGACGCCUAUUUGGUUAACGCGAACAAUGAGAACGAAUUUUACGGAACAGUACCAACCGGAUGUACCGCCAGCCCUUCACGACUCGCUCGGUUCUUCAACUCAAUCUACCGCCGCAUCAACGAAUUGUCUUACCUAUGUCCUGGAUUUUUCCCGUGGGUAGACCGUGGACCUGCUACCCGUGACUCUGGUUUGUUCGUCAUCAAGGCCGUUGGCAUUUUAUUCGUGCUGAUUAUCUUGUUCGAUACGCUAGCUGCCUAUGGAUCACCAAGCGAAUCAAGUUUUACGGCUGGACUCAUGAUCGUACUUGUUGUGGCAAUUUUCAUCACUCUCCUGGCCAUCUCCCGAAAACCGCAAAAUCGAGCUAACCUGAUAUACGCGACACCGUGCCUGCCCUUCGUUCCCGCCAUCGCUAUUCUAUCCAACAUUUACCUGAUUUUAAAUCUUUCCAUUCUGACUCUUAUUCGAUUCACCAUCUGGAUGAUUUUUGGCUUGUUCAUGUACUUCAAGUAUGGAAUUAAGAACUCUACUUUGGAAAAAAACCCACCUAUGCCACGAGCCCCGACUCCACCUCAACCAAAUCCAUUGGACCGCACCACCAUCCCACCCGCGACUAAUCAGAGCAUGACUACUGGAGACCGCAACAUUUUCGAAGGCGACGGCAAUGGAAUGUAUGGAAACCCGGAACUGCAGUUUGUGGAUACUAUUCUCACUUGGCAUGAGCCUACUUUGGAACCAGUGCAGUCGACCAGCCGCAACACCGGACCUAUGCAAGUGGAAACUCGAUACGACGAGCGUACUAACAGCGUCUCCUACCACACAUCCUACCCACGGCCACCAUGGGCAUACCCGGAUGUCACAUACGACAACUGGGACUAAACCUCUCAGACUUGGCACGACAAAAACUUCUAUUUAAUUUACGAUUUGGUAUUUAAUUUAGUAGCAAAAAUGAACGCACAGAUAAAAUAGGUAUUAUUUCAAUGCCAAAAGC
Messenger RNA from Pararge aegeria (speckled wood butterfly), 2572 nucleotides. RefSeq names its product probable cationic amino acid transporter. Gene Ontology annotation, biological process: transmembrane transport; amino acid transport. The record is from RefSeq and is a predicted model, not a curated record. Lineage: Eukaryota; Metazoa; Arthropoda; Insecta; Lepidoptera; Nymphalidae. Gene Ontology annotation, molecular function: amino acid transmembrane transporter activity. The transcript has 18 exons. The coding region runs from base 94 to 2460 and encodes 788 amino acids. Gene Ontology annotation, cellular component: plasma membrane.